AUGUGUGCAGCGGUGGCGACAGCAUCAGCACGGGGUUACGGGUUUGCAAUCGAUCGGGGUGGUACGUUCACGGAUGUGUAUGUUCGCAGGCCGGAUGGGACGUCGCGUUCGCUGAAGCUGCUUUCGGAGGAUGAGACGAGCUAUCGUGAUGCGCCCACAGAAGCGAUUCGGCGAGUGCUGGAGCAGGAGACCGGUGCUUGCAUUCCGCGUGGUACACCAAUUCCAACAGAAAAUAUUGCAUGGAUUAGGAUGGGAACAACGCUGGCAACAAAUGCACUGUUGGAGCGUAAAGGUGAAAGGACCGCUUUGCUGAUCACUAAAGGAUUCAAAGAUCUGCUUUUCAUUGGGAGCCAGGCGCGUCCACAGAUAUUUGAUUUGGACAUAAAAUUGCCUGAUAUGCUGUAUGAAGAAGUGCACGAAGUUGAUGAGCGUGUUGUGCUGGUCAGUGAAACCUGUGAACUGACACUGAACCAGAUGUCCAGGGAUCAGACAUGCAGUGAUGAACAGGUGAUUGUGGAAAAAGACGUGGACCAGGAAGCGGUCGAGAAGCUACUGAGGGAAAUCAUAAAACGAGGCAUGCGUUCGCUGGCUGUUGCUUUGCUGCAUUCUUAUAAGUACCCUAAUCACGAAAUGAUUAUUGGUGAAAUUGCCAAAAAGAUCGGUUUUGUGAAUAUUUCACUUUCGAGCGUUGUAAUGCCGAUGAUUAAGAUUGUUCCACGGGGCUUCACAGGUACUGAUUUCUCACUGACCUCAACUUUUGUUCUUCUUCGAGAUUACAGUGAUCCGGAGGACUACAUCAGGAAUUUCAAGCUGGGUUUUGCCGAUUCCUUGAAGAACGUUAACGUUCAGUUUAUGCAGAGUGACGGUGGCUUAUGUCCGGUCGAAAGAUUUUGUGGAUCGCGAGCAAUCCUUUCGGGCCCGGCUGCUGGGGUUGUUGGCCUAGCACUGACAGCUUAUUCCACGAAAACAAAGCAACCAGUUAUUGGUUUUGAUAUGGGUGGCACUUCUACUGAUGUAAGUAGCUAA
Messenger RNA from Gongylonema pulchrum, 1026 nucleotides. NCBI's taxonomy places the organism in Eukaryota, Metazoa, Nematoda, Chromadorea, Rhabditida, Gongylonematidae. The record is from the annotation of a GenBank genome assembly.